Messenger RNA from Boleophthalmus pectinirostris (great blue-spotted mudskipper), 3959 nucleotides. It is a transcript of the gene has3, whose product is annotated as hyaluronan synthase 3. Gene Ontology annotation, biological process: hyaluronan biosynthetic process; extracellular matrix assembly. The transcript has 5 exons. The record is from RefSeq and is a predicted model, not a curated record. The coding region runs from base 231 to 1898 and encodes 555 amino acids. Gene Ontology annotation, molecular function: hyaluronan synthase activity. NCBI's taxonomy places the organism in Eukaryota, Metazoa, Chordata, Actinopteri, Gobiiformes, Gobiidae.
GGGGCUGGCGUGAGUGUGAGUGCUGGAGGGGGGUAUUUUGGGAUGUGGGAUCUCCUGAAACCAGUGCUGGAAUAAAGAUGUAGUGUACACUGCUGCUGUAGGAGGGACAGAACAAGGAGAGAGCUGUGCUGUGAGAGGAGAGCAGAGGGCAGGACGUCCCGGCUUCAGCCACCAAGCCGGACCACUGAGAACAGGGGGGGCCGGCACACACGGUCCAUCGGGUCAGGAAGAUGCCCUCUCGCUGCAGAAAUGCGGUGAACAUCGUGAUCACCACUCUCUUUGCAGCAGUGGUCCUGUUCACCAUCCUGCUGGCCUAUGUCACAGGAUACCAGUUCAUCCACACUGAGCAGCACCACCUUUCCUUCGGCCUGUACGGGGCCUUCCUCUCCCUGCACCUCCUCCUGCAGAGCCUCUUUGCCUUCCUGGAGCAUCGCCACAUGAGGGCCCCAGCUCGCCCCCAGCACCUGCGGCGCACCGUCGCCCUGUGCAUUGCUGCCUACCAGGAGGACCCCGACUACCUGAGAAAGUGCCUGCGCAGUGUCCGCCGCAUCUCCUUUCCUGGACUCAAGGUGGUGCUAGUGGUGGAUGGGAACAAGCCCGAGGAUCGUUACAUGAUGGACAUUUUCCAGGAGGUGAUGGGCGGGGUGGAUCAGGCUGGGAGCAUGGUGUGGAAGGGGAACUACCAUAGCGAUGGCAGCGGUGGGCCUGUAACCAACAGAAACACAGUGCACAUGGAGGAGGCUGCAAGAGUGUCCCGGCUGGUCAGGGGCUGUCGAUUUUCCUGUGUCAUGCAGGAGUGGGGUGGGAAGAGAGAGGUCAUGUACACUGCAUUCAAGGCCCUAGGAGACACUGUGGACUAUGUGCAGGUGUGUGACUCGGACACAGUGCUGGACCCUGCCUGCACUAUAGAGAUGCUAAAAAUAAUGGAGGAAGACCCGAUGGUGGGAGGUGUCGGAGGAGACGUACAGAUACUGAACAAAUAUGACUCGUGGAUCUCCUUUCUGAGUAGUGUGCGUUACUGGAUGGCCUUCAACAUUGAGCGUGCAUGUCAGUCAUACUUUGGCUGUGUGCAGUGCAUCAGUGGUCCUCUGGGAAUGUACCGAAACUCGUUACUACAGCGUUUCCUGGAGCCCUGGUACCAUCAGACCUUCCUGGGCUCAAAGUGCAGUUUUGGAGAUGACCGCCAUCUCACCAACCGGGUUCUGAGUUUUGGCUACAAAACCAAAUACACAGCUCGCUCACAGUGUCAGACUGAAACACCAACACAGUAUCUGCGCUGGCUCAACCAGCAAACCAGAUGGAGCAAGUCGUACUUCCGCGAAUGGCUCUACAAUGCCCUCUGGUUUCAUAAGCACAGCCUGUGGAUGACCUAUGAGUCUGUGGUGACAGGAUUCUUCCCUUUCUUUUUGGUAGCUACAGUGAUCCACUUGUUUUAUCGGGGAAGACUGUGGAACAUUCUGCUCUUCCUGCUAACAGUGCAGCUGGUGGGCAUGGUCAAAGCCACGUACGCCUGCUUUUUACGAGGCAGCUUGGUCAUGAUCUUCAUGUCCCUCUACUCUCUCCUCUAUAUGUCCAGUCUGUUACCAGCUAAAAUCUUUGCCUUGCUCACCAUUAACAAGGCGGGUUGGGGCACUUCGGGUCGCAGGAAGAUAGUGGUGAACCUGAUUGGGGCUGUGCCUGUCACUGUCUGGGCUGUGGUGCUGCUGGGGGGAGUGGUCUACACCAUUUACUGUGAAACCCAGGAGCCCUUUAGUGAGACAGAGAAAGCCUUGUUGAUAUCAGGGACAGUAUUAUAUGGCUGCUACUGGAUUAUUUUACUGGUCCUCUAUUUGGCAAUUGUAGCCAAGAGGUGUAACAAGAGAGAAGAGCAGUAUCAGCUGCCAUACACAGAAGGAUAAACCUGGUGUUGAGACCAGCAGACUCUACCAGCAGGCUCAGGCCUUGCAGCAGCAGGACUAAAGUCCACUCUGUGAGCCGCAGAUACUCGCGGCUUCAUGUGGUGCUAAGAAGUGAAGAGGAACAGGUCUCUGCUCCAGGAUAGGAAAUGGGGCCAAACAGCACCCCUAUUUGCUUUAUUGGUGCUUCAUACACAGAGCCAAAUUCAGUGGCUAUGAGUGGUUUAUGCACAAUCUCUUCUGAGCAGUAUGACAUUGUAUAAAACUGUGACGAGAUAGGGCAGUGUGGUUAAAGGACAAAUCAGUGGAAUUUAUCUUAGUUGAACAAUCAGUACUAAAUGUCUUCACAGUUGGUCAUUUUGUCAGGGCAGCUUGACUUAAGAUACAUCCACUCUCAGUAAAUUAACAUACUUGCUUUGUCCCUUCCUUGAAUUUGAACACUUCAGUUUAUGACAAGUCAAAAGUCAAAAUCUGUAUUCCUGUUAAUUUAACAAUAAUUUGGCCUUUAUUACUGCUCUUCAUGUAACCAAAUUGACCAAUCACAAAUUUUACCAACUUGAGUUGCUUAAGUGGGACUAAACACCUCAACUCCACCCACAACCAAAAUUCAAAACAGUAGUAGUAGUUGAGUGUUUAGUCCCACUUUAAAUUGUUAUGUUUUAUCUCUCUUUCUUUAAAUCUUACUUUUGUUGGAUUCUCAGUUUAUUUGUGUUACUGAAUUGAGCAACGUUCAGAAUUCAGUGAAUGUUAUUUAUUUAUUUAGAUAUAAAUGAAUGAAAGUUGUUGUCAAUGCACUGCAAAAGUAGUACUUGUAUGUCCAUACAAGCUGUAAAUAAUAUUGGACCACUGCUCCUAAUGCUCUAAAGGUACUACAAUAUUUUUUUAACCUGAAAUACAGCCUUGUCAAUGGUAUUGUGCCUCUAUGAGAUCAGGCUUAGAGAUGAACAUGGAUCUCUCCACACUUACAUUAUCAGUAUUUUAAUGUGGCCACUGCCAGUCAAGUUUGAAUAAAAACAGUUACAGACAGCACCUGCCAGUGCCAAAGUAUUAAAUAUCACAGCUUAGUAUUAUUCUACUUUUCAGUGUUGCAUUGAUAAUUGAGGUAUUCUUUUGGUGCUUUUAGAUCUCAAAACAAGCAGAAAGGUCUGUGGCUUCACAGCCUUGAUACUUUGUUUAUAGUGAUAAUUUUUAAUUGGUUGAUAACUGAUUUGAAUUCUGCAAACAUGCUAAUUUCCAUCUUCUAUUAUAGUCGGUGUGGACAUUGGGUGUAUAAUAUUGUGAACUUGCACAAUUUUUUUGUUCAAAUUGUGUUUUAUGAUUUGGACAGUCCAGCUUUUUAAACAUGUGUGGUGCUGAAACAAUUACUGUACAUCAUCAUUCUGUCUGUUUUACAUAUUGUCAAUUUUAUAAACAGAAAGGUGCCAAAUCGUGCUUUGUAGCAAUACAAGAUUUUUAAAGAACUGUUUGUGUCUUUUAAUCUAUAAUGAGUAUAACAGAGUUUAUUAAUAAAAAUAAAAAAAAACUAUUUAUUUUAUUAAUUCAUGUAGCAGCAGGUUUGAGUUUGUCUGAGAUUCACUUAAAGGUUCAUUGUGUAACUUUUCUGGUGGAGGGUCUGUCAAAUGCUUUUCUCUAUGGAAGUGUUAUUACUUUGUCUGGAAUGCUUCAUAUGGUAUUAAACCUUUCUAUCUCCAUGGAGACCAAAUCAGACCAAGUUACAGGUCAGAUCUGUGGAAAGGCAACCCUGUCAGAAGCCCUGCUUUUCUAGGUAUUUUUGAGCAAUAAAAUCACUGUAAUUGAAUAAAUGUAAGGUAGAGCUGUUUAAUGUCAUGCUGUGGAAUAUUUCAGGCAGAGCAAUGACAUCUCCAUAGAAACAUGCAGGUGAUUGCUAACUAAUAUGAGAUCACCAAUAAGCCAGCAGAAGAAGACAGGCAUUUCAGUGUAUGAACCAUAUGUAAGCCAUUUAUGUUAAAGCAUGUCCAGUUGCUCUUGUUUGUGUAGAUUCUCACACUAUUGAUGACAAAGCUGAGUCAAACAGAAAGAAGGAAAGAGACAGACAGAUUAAAU